UGAGUCAUAAAAUGUUUUGAAUUUGGAUUUCAUCACUUUUUGAAAUACACUGUAAUCUUGUAAUCUAUCUAUGUUGAUGACUAAUAGUACCUACCUAGUUAAUGCAAAAACGAUUGUCCAUUGUCUUGUCCAGUUUGGUUCAGAGCGGUUCACAGCACGAUAUUUGAGAAGUACCAAGUAAAUGUUCAUGGUGGAGUACAUCGCGCAAUAAGCGUACGAUGCAAUGCCGCUAUUAACACUAGAAGGGGGCACACUCGGUGAGAAGCGCCGACACUUCCAUAAACUUGUCGCAGAUGCAAUCGUUAGCAAAUAUUAUGAACUAACGCCGGUUAUUGAUACAGACAGCGACAUAGACAAUCUUCUGAGAAUAGAAAUCGCGUGUAAAACCAGAAAUGUAGACUACGUCAUCGAAGUAAUGAAAUCCAAAGACAUGCUGUAUGCGGCGACAGCUAUUAAAAAGUCCACGUGGCUAAUCACCGACCCGCAGUACGCAAACAUCAUCAACCCUGAGCACCUACACACACAACUAAAGCCUUACAUGACCACCAAAGCAUUUAACAAACUCAUGCUUCACAUCAGACUCAAUCUAAAAGAUGAAAGUCGAGUCGAAGCCUUUUAUGAACACUUUAAAGAAACAUACUGUGCUUGGAAAUGGCUUCUGAACUGUUCUAUAUCUUUUAUUGAAAAUAUCAUUCAGGCCGAACGCCUCAUACCAGUGUGGCUUUUCAAGCGUUUGUGCAAGCGAUCUGCUAGUUUUCUUUCAUACAUUAUGCGUGUUGAAUUAUAUCCACACCAACGAGGACAAUCAGUUUUAUUUAUGUUGAAAUCUCAAACUGAAAAUGUAUUAAACAUAUUAGAAGACUAUACAAUUUCAAUUAUUCCUAGAAUGGGGAAAAAGAGAACACAAUUUCUUUUAAAACAACACUCUCGUAGAAUUUUCGAUAAUUUUCAAAAAUACAAUCAAUCGCUUGACGUUAAUGUGUUUGUAAAACAUUUAAAAUAUAAAAAAGAUAUUAAGAAUUUUCUAUAUCAACAUGCAAGUGUCAUGAGUCACUAUGAAAAUUUCAAAACAUUACCAUUGUUCAUACAGAACAUGGAAGAGACAGAAAGAGUUGAGUUCGUAAUGACAUCAUUCAUUGAUAAAACUAAGCCUAUAUUUAAUGAAGAUGAUUUUGAUUGGUUUGGACUUGGUCCUGUUAUACAUUCAUAUGAAUGGUAUGAGUUCUUUCCAUUCGAUAUGGCAUUUACUAAAAUUAAAAAUCUUAUACAAAAGCAGACCUCGCCGUCUGAACGAUGUGCCAUGCUCUCAGUUUUGAUUAAUAGUGCUAAACAUAAUGCGGAACAUAUUAAAACUUUGCUCGCAUAUGUGUUUGAAAAACACAUAAAUGUUCCUUUUAAAUUCAAAAUAAAAUUCAUAAAUAAUUUACUUUCAAACGUUUCUACUCACGAGUUCGAUGAGGCAACGUGGAACAUUUUGAAUCAAAUAUUUCACAGUAUGGAUGUAUACACUGAAACAGAGAACGAUGUACAAUUGUGCCUGGAAUCUAUAAUUAUGCGUAAAGUUUUGAACGAUGAACCUGUGCCAGAAGUCAUAAAACAAAAAUACACGUUGAAUUCAUUUCAAAAUGUAAAAACUUUGAAUGAAGAACAAAAACGUAAGUUAUUUACGUAUGUUUUCGAUUCCUUACUAGAAAAACUAAAACACAAAACAUAUGAAAAGGAAUCUGAUUUCGAAAAAACUGUAAACACAUUGCGGGAUAUGUUUAUUUUAUUAAAAGAUUGGAACAAAACACUCACUGAUUUCCCAAUCCUGAUCGAAAAAAUCAAAGAACUAAUUAAGGCAAAAGAAGAGAACAAUUGGACCACAGACAUGUCAUGCUUAUACAAUGUGAACAAAUCGUGGCGCAAAUACAUGUUUGAGGAGUCGCUUUCGCUCUCUCUGUGCGAGGAAACGUGCUUGAACGCUCUGAAGCACAAGCCACAGCUGUUGACGCGUCACGACAAACAAAUACACAGGUUGCGAACUAACGACACGGUCUCACUGCGGCGUGUGCUCGCGAAGCUGCGCGUCUACUGGCCGGACUCACUCGCCCGACACUGGACUGAAGCUUACAUGCAAAGCCUAAACGGACCUUCUGGACACAAAGCAAUCAUUAACGGUAUUUUCCUGCUAUCCCCUAUCGAUCAAGUCGUACAACUAGCAAAGAAAUAUGUUCCAUCUGAAACAAAAAUGAAUUGGAGUGACUCUAAUCAAGCCGACAUUAAUAUACAGAAAAAUAUUGCUAAACAGCUUCACGUAGCUAGGCCACUUGUUCCUUUAGGUACGGUGUUAUGGUAUGCCAAAGGUGAUUACUUGCAGUAUGCAGUACCGUCGCUGAGUGCUAUCUUGUCCAAUAUCAGUCAAGUUGAGAGUCGUGAAUAUUUACCUCAACUGUUGGAUGACCCAGUCUCUAUACAAAAAUAUGGACUUCACCUAACACAUACUAAAUUUGAUGCUAGCGAAAUAAAGCCUGUAUUUUCAAAUAUUUGGAAAUCUACGAAAACUGCUACCAUCAGAGCCGUUAUUUUUGAACACACAUUCAAUCAGUUAAGCAGUUCUAAAAACCAAAACAUUUUCAAUGAACUGUGGGAAUUAUUAAGUAUAUUCAUGCAAGACUUAAACUCACAAGAAAGUACCAGCGUGUAUAAGAUAUUAAGCAAUGUCAAAAGCGUUCCGAUUAAUGUCCGUGGAAAAUAUUAUAUGAAGAGUUACGAAAUUUUAAAAUCUUUGCCUGAAAAUCACAAUUGCGUGCAAUAUUUAAAUACUGUAAUUGCGUAUGCAGGACCUGUAAUGGAAUUACUAGACGAAGACUUUGUCGUCAAUAAGUUACUUUCCCCGGUAGAAUCAACAUUUUGUUCACAUAAUAGGGUGUAUUUAAAUGCAUUUGCAUGUUUCUUGCUAUGUGGUAUAAGUGAGGAAAAUCAACUCCAGAGAUUCAGAAGUAUAGAAAGAGCAUUAGACGAUGCUUUUAGUCGUUGGUAUGAUGUGUUUACAGAUAAUUUUGACGUGAAAAUUGUUUUUGAAGAAUUUUUGACAGCUUUGGUUGUCAGCUUUCGAAGAAAAAUCACUCAAGUACAAAUCCCUGUCAAAUUAUUUCAGAAAAUAAAACAUAAAAUGCAACAAAGAUUACCAUUAGUAGAAAACUACAAAUUAAUCACAAGUUGGGUGCUAGUAACAGAUUAUGUUAAAUACAUGAACGAACACGCAUCCAUCUUUACGUCGUCAACAUGCGAAAAUACUUGGAAAGAUAUGCAUUUGAAACUGUCUCCCUCUUUGGCUGAAAAGGUCAUCGAGUAUUUAAAAGAAGAUACGGAUAAAUAUGGCUCGGCUAUACAUGAUUUAUUUGCCGAUGCUUUAAAUAGUUUUUUUGUCAUAUUAAAUAGAGAUGUUACUUUUAUACUCGAAACUCUAGCAUAUAUGCUUUGUGAUCGCGAGUUUGUUCCUAGUUAUUUAGUAGUUUGUAAAUGCAUUCCGAAAUAUUGUUAUGGAGAGUCAAAACUGAAACGAUCGGAGAUUUACAAAAUAAUUGCAUCGCAUCCAUCUUCUAUAGUGAGAAUCCAAUAUCAUCGUUAUUUUUAUGAUACGCCUAAGUAUUAGUGAAGUUGCACAGGUUGUAACCUAAGGGCUACGCACAAUCGUACAUGUUCACCAUAACGUUCGUUGGACUGAUGUCUGAUGGGGUAUUUAUUCUAUUAUUUUUUUAUUUUCCAAAACCUUAAAAAACACUACUAGGUACCUAUAUUUGUUUUUUUAUACUUGAUAGGUUGACGUUCGGCCACCAUCUAAUCGUCCUAAUCGUCAAAGUAUGCAGUUUGUGUAGUUUGUAAAUAUAUUAGAUUUGUUUAACCCAACGUGCUAAUCCGUGCUAAGGUACCGGAGUACCUACGGUUCGAAUUCAAUAGUUAUGAUAUGUGUUGGAUUAUCCAUAUAUUGAGGAAGGCUACACGCUACGACGCGACGGAACCGAGUAGCGAGUGAGACCCUGUGGUAGUAACUUGUGCUAUAAAACUGAAUCAAAAUAAAACGCACGGUUCUAAAGAACAAAGCUUAAAUACGGACACAAGAAUUUUGUGUUAUAUUAUGUAGUCAUCUUUAUGUGUGCAGUCCUCUAUAGUGGUACUAUACAUGUAGUCAUGUAGGUUUAUCUUAUUAUACUACGGUACAUACCGUAGUACUUCUAUUUUCAUGUAUUUGUGAUGCACCCUACACACUCGUAAGGUGUGCAGGCUGUAUGGACCUCUGAUUUAACCGUACAGUUAAAACGAAAGAUGUGUAGCGCGCAUAAUAGGGGCCUUGUUGCUUCUGAUGUAAAUAAAUAUAGGAGAUAUAUUAAAUUUCGUGUUUGUACCUAGUGUUCAAGAUUAACUAAAAUUAUUUUAUGAGAUCAACAUGUUUGUAAUAACAUAAUAUGGUUUUCUUCUUGUUUUGUUAUGAGUACGUUUUCUUCAUAUAAUUAUGUGGAUUAACAUUGCAUUUGUAAUUAAUAAACGAAUUCUGUUAAAUCCCUUGCAUUAUUCUUUGUUAACUUUAACCUGCUUAGUAUUAUUGUGUCACCUAUGAUGACAGACAUAGUAGUUAAUUAUACUCUGGAGUUUUCGGACCUUGUGGAAUCUAGAACAAAAUUUCAUACCUAUUAUUGGAAGCAAAUAUAAAAACUCACACAUAGGACCCACUUAGUUUUUAGUUAAAUUUCCACUAGGCUUCACCCAGUUGAACAGUCUCCUUUUUGUGCCUUUAGGCUUAAUUCAUUUUGUCUCCUGCAGUAAUUCACCGAGGGAAGUGGAAACUAUCGUU
Molecule: messenger RNA, 4834 nt
Organism: Spodoptera litura
Lineage: Eukaryota; Metazoa; Arthropoda; Insecta; Lepidoptera; Noctuidae
Source: RefSeq, a predicted model, not a curated record